UACCGGCAGUCUUCAUCCACCGAGCCGGCACGAUGGGCGCCGACAAGCCGAAUGGCGUGGUCAACUACUGCCGAAGACCAGUCCAGAGACCCUUCCUCCAAAGAAUCCAGUAUGGAAUCUGGAAUCCAGAAGAAAGAACAUUCCUGGGCAGAACUCCACAUCGAUGGGGUGUGAUAGGGCUGAUCUACCUGGUGAUGUACAUCUGCAUCAUCAUCUUCUUCUCCAUCUGCAUGUGCGGUCUGCUCGCCAGCAUGGAUGAGAAGAUCCCCUACUUCACGCUCGCUGACUCCAUCAUUGGAGCCAACCCCGGCAUGGGCCACAGACCCAUACUGUUCGAGGAAGGAGCUCUCAUCUGGUACAAAGCUGACAACGAAACUCAAGUCAAGAAGUAUGUGGAUAACAUCAACCAGUUUCUAGCGCCAUACAACAACAAGAGCUUGUUAGUGAACCAGGGCGUGAACCAGCGUGAGUGUGGUGACGUGAAGCCUCCAAGAAAUGAGGUCUGCGCCUUCAACACCACCACCAACUUCGGGCCCUGCUCCAUGGAGAACAACUACGGAUACCCCAACAAGACACCCUGUCUUAUUAUCAAGUUGAAUAGGUUAUAUGACUGGAACCCUGACUUCUACGACGAUCCUGGCGACUUACCACCUGAGAUGCCACCUGAUAUAAGAAAUUAUAUCGUGAACGCUACUGCACAGGAACGUCGCAAAGUCUGGGUGUCGUGUAUGGGCGAGCGGCCAGCUGACGUGGAGGCUCUGGGCGAGGUGAAGUACUACCCCUACCCUGGUCUAUCAGAAACCUACUUCCCGUAUGACAACACUCCAGGAUACCUGAGCCCACUGGUGGCUGUGCAGCUACUGAAACCUAAGCUGCAUCAAAUAAUAAACAUCCGUUGCCGUGCGUGGGCGCGCAACAUCAUCUACACGGACAGUCUGAAGGAUAGAUUCGGCUCCACGCACCUGGAGAUCAUGAUCGACUGAAUGGGACCAUUGCUGCAGCAUAGAGGGCGGGAGUGUGUAACCUGUGUUGAUGUAGUGUGGGGGCUUAGAACUAGAUGGCGUUGUUAUAAGUUUUUGCAACUAAGUUGUAGACAUACAGAGACCUGGGAGGAAAAUUAAUGAUUAUGUUUGUUGCUAGACAAUACUCAAGACAGGUUACAGUCUCCUUAGUUUAAGCUCUCUUAAAUUAAUUAAUGUGUAGAAAAAAGUAGUAAAGGAAAUACUAUCCUAUGUGAAAAUUAGUGUAACAACAAAAUAAAAAUAAAUAAUUAAAAUGAAUGUACUUAGGGCUGAAACAUAUACACAAUGACUGAAUUUAUACUAGAAUUUUGUUAUAAAAUAUUUUUGACUAACGAUGAUGAUUUGUGAUCAUGGAAAAAGCAAUAGCCAACAAAUAUUAGAUGUACAAAACGAUGACUUACCGACGUACUCAGAGACACUUAAUGGUAACUUAACACAGCCGUUAGUAAUUAAUUUCGGAACAAAAUCGUUACUAGGGAAUAGUUUAAGUAAUGAGUACGGCAGUAACUUAGUUGAAUUGCUAUUUCAAUGACUGUUUUAAUCAUUGUUUAUUGCAUGCAUUAUUUAAUGGUUCAAUGACUCUUAUCAGAGUUAUCGAAAACAACAAGACAAGUACAAUUUUAAAUAUACAAAGUGAAAAUAUGAAUUAACCAAUUUAUCCUCUACAGAAAGAAAUAUUGUACUUACCUCAUAAGGACAUUUGUGCUGUAAUUGUAAAUGAGUACUUAAAUAGAUUGUGAUCUAAAUGGUAA
Messenger RNA from Spodoptera frugiperda (fall armyworm), 1774 nucleotides. RefSeq names its product sodium/potassium-transporting ATPase subunit beta-2. The record is from RefSeq and is a predicted model, not a curated record. Gene Ontology annotation, molecular function: ATPase activator activity. NCBI's taxonomy places the organism in Eukaryota, Metazoa, Arthropoda, Insecta, Lepidoptera, Noctuidae. Gene Ontology annotation, cellular component: sodium:potassium-exchanging ATPase complex. Bases 33 to 983 code for a protein of 316 amino acids. Gene Ontology annotation, biological process: intracellular potassium ion homeostasis; intracellular sodium ion homeostasis; sodium ion export across plasma membrane. The transcript is spliced from 7 exons.